Fusarium subglutinans is the source of this 1671-nucleotide messenger RNA. RefSeq names its product sucrose utilization SUC1. The record is from RefSeq and is a predicted model, not a curated record. Gene Ontology annotation, molecular function: DNA binding; DNA-binding transcription factor activity, RNA polymerase II-specific; zinc ion binding. Gene Ontology annotation, biological process: regulation of DNA-templated transcription; DNA-templated transcription. Bases 1 to 1671 code for a protein of 556 amino acids. The transcript has 3 exons. NCBI's taxonomy places the organism in Eukaryota, Fungi, Ascomycota, Sordariomycetes, Hypocreales, Nectriaceae.
AUGACCCCACCUGCACGACCUCCGAAAAACACUCCGAGUUCUCGUCAGAAGCUCGCGAGACGUGCCUGCGAUUCAUGCAAGAUUAGAAAGAUCCGCUGCUCAGAAACACCCCCUUGCACAGCGUGUGAGGCAUCAGGCAUAGAAUGUACCUUCAAUCGUUCACAAGGAACGAGAGGGCCGCGAGGAUUGAGACCACGAACGUUGGAUAAGAUUGAGCGAAGACGCCAUGGCGAUGUAGAGAAAAGCGAUACCUCAAGCCCGGAUCAAGCUAUUGCCAAGAAGUCACCGUCGCCUGUUGAUGAAAUAGCCUGUUUACUUGACGUUCUAGAGAUUUACUCUGACAGACUGUACCCCAUCUGGCCCAUCGUCGAUGCAACUGAUCUAAGGAACAAGAUUCGGCAGAAUCCCAAUGAAGGCGGUGCAGCGAGGUGCCUUGCUAAUGCUGUGGCUCUCGCUGCUAUCGCUCAACUGAAACUGGAUACUGCAUGGCGGCCCAGCGUAGAGGAAGCGGAAACAAGUGGGUUGAGUGAGAAGCUGGGUCUGUUGGAUGCUUUGAGGAUUUCCUUCUUCCUACAUAUUUACCAUGAGAACGCCUUGCCUGGAGGGACAAAGUCGCUUGUGUACCUGCGUGAAGCUAUCACGCAGGCACAAAUAUUAAGGCUUGAUCGUGAGUCUACAUAUCCUUCGCUUUCAGAAGCCGAUCAACAUGUUUCGCGACGGAUUCUCUGGCUACUGUUUGUCACUGAGAGAGGUGUUGCUCUCUUGCACAAGCUUCCCAUAGUCCUCAAGCCCAACAUCUUGUUCCCGUGGUUCGGAGGAGCUGAUGACCGUGCUGAGGUUUUACCAGCAUUUCUAAAGUUGGUCCAUCUGUUCUGGGUCUUUGAUCAGUCCAACAUCUUUGAGAUACUUCGCAACAUCGACGCGGACUCGGAGAUAUCCAACAUGGCCUCUGUGGCUCAGAAUUGCUUGGAGCUCCUGCAGCAAAAGCUUCUCGACUCGGCCGAUAAUGACGAUUGGGGGCCGAUAAACGAAGUCCAGCGAGCAGACAUGUUUGUUACAAGACAGUGGAUGCGUGCUGUGCUAUGGCGCGCGGCUCUUCGAUUUGGAAUUGUCAUACCUUCGAUGAACCCCAUUCAUAUCGCCAAAGACUUUUUGAGCCUCGUUUCCGAGCUUCCAAAAGCUGCUCUUGAGUCUCAUGGACCAACGCUGGAAUUCAAAACAUUUGAGAUUGCUACGGCAGUAAUUGACGCGAUCGCAAGUGAUCACUCAAUACAAAUCGAUCAAUCGGGUCCAAUACUCCAUCAACUACGCGACAUACUUUCGUCCUGCCGGGGAGGCAAUCGUACUCUUCUUUCACUCCUCACAAUACGAAUGGACGCAAUCUUCAAUUCAGGCCGCAUGCUGGAACCAGAGGGUGAUUCGGUGACUUUUGAAGCAAAUCUACCAUCGACCUUUCAGGAUACGGCCGAGCUUUUGACAGCACAACCAAACCUCACGAUGCCAACGUAUCAAUUCAUGGAAGGCCAAGCUUCUCAAAUUUGCUGGCCACCCUUGGACCUCGGUUACCUGGUUCGAUCGCCAUCGCCGCUUACUCGUAUGCUACUGGAGUCGAUGCCCCGCGAUGUUGCUGAGCAGGACGAAAUCCAGCAGAUAAUUGAGACACCAACCUAA